Messenger RNA from Paramecium tetraurelia, 1851 nucleotides. RefSeq lists its product as uncharacterized. The record is from RefSeq and is a predicted model, not a curated record. Lineage: Eukaryota; Ciliophora; Oligohymenophorea; Peniculida; Parameciidae. The transcript is spliced from 7 exons. Gene Ontology annotation, biological process: pyruvate decarboxylation to acetyl-CoA. Gene Ontology annotation, molecular function: dihydrolipoyllysine-residue acetyltransferase activity. Gene Ontology annotation, cellular component: pyruvate dehydrogenase complex.
AUGUUAAAGCAUGCCUUAAGAGUGAUGUAAGUCUUUAGACCAAAAUUAUUGCAUUGUACACCUCUUCAAACAUUGUCAAUAAGAGGACCUCUUUUUACUAACAUUCCUGUUAGUUAUUUCUCUACAUCCUUGCCAAAGCAUAAGAAAUUAGAAAUGCCUGCUCUAUCGCCAACAAUGGAGACAGGCAAUAUUUAGAAGUACUUAAAGAAAAUAGGUGACCCAAUUACAGCAGGCGAUGUACUCUGUGAGGUUGAGACUGAUAAAGCAACCGUAGGAUUUGAAAUGCAAGAUGAAGGAUUCUUAGCUCAAAUCCUUGUCCCCGAAGGCUCAAAGGGAGUCAAAGUUGGGUAAUUAGUUGCAGUAAUUGUUCCAAAGUAAUCAGAUGUGGCAGCAUUUGCAAAUUUCAAAGAUUCGCCAAAUAAAUAACCUGAGUAAAGUUAAGCUGCUUCAAAGCCAGCCUCUCCACCAUAAUAAACACCGCCACCUUAACAAGCAGCAUCUAGACCCACAGGAGGUGCACUUCCUAAACACUCCAAAUUAGGACUUCCAGCUUUAUCCCCAACUAUGGAAAAGGGAAAUUUAAUGAAAUGGCUUGUUAAGGAAGGGGAUUAGAUAAGUCCUGGUGAUGUAAUUUGCGAGAUUGAAACAGACAAAGCUACUGUUGGAUUUGAAGUUCAAGAGGAAGGUUACAUUGCAAAAUUAAUGGUACCAGCUGGAAGUAAAGAUAUCAAAUUAGGAACUAUAUUGGCAAUCUCAACUCCAAAGAAGGAUAAUGUAUCUAGCUUUGCUAAUUAUACUCUUGAUGGUGCUGCUGCACCUGCUAAAACUACUUAAGCCCAACCAGCAUAAGAAUAAUAAUAAUCUACCAAUAGUGAUACACCAAUAUAAACAGUUUCUUAAUCUGGUUAGAGAAUAUUUGUUUCACCACUCGCUAAAGAGUUCGCAAAAAAGAAUAAUGUUGCUUUAGAGUAUGUAAAAGGUACUGGUAUAGAAGGAAGCAUUGUGAAAAAAGAUGUUGAGAGAUUUCUUUAAUCUGGAUCGAAACCUGAAGUAUAAUAAUAAGCUGCUAUUUCUUCAGAACAACCAAUUUAAUAAACAACUCCUCCUGCUGAAGCUAAAUAAUAAACUAAACCAGCAACUCCUUCAAAACCAGUUGCUAUUGAAGGCAAUCCAUAUAUUGACACAGAGCUUACUAAUAUGAGAUUAACAAUUGCUGCUAGAUUGUUAGAAUCAAAAACAACAAUACCUCACUAUUACUUAACUAUGACAGUUACCAUGGAUAAAGUCUUAAAAGUGCGAGAAGAAUUAAAUAAACUAUAAAAAGUUAAAAUUUCUGUCAAUGAUUUCAUAAUCAAGGCGAGUGCUUUGGCAUUGAAAGAUAUCCCAUAAGCUAAUUCAUAAUGGCAUGGAACAUAUAUUAGAAAAUUUGCAAAUGCUGAUAUCUCCAUAGCUGUUGCCACUGAUGCUGGUCUAAUUACUCCAAUUGUUUUUAACGCAGGCAGCAAAGGACUUGGUACAAUUGCAUCAACUGUAAAGGAAUUAGCUGACAAGGCCAAAGCUAAUAAACUUAAACCUUAAGAAUUUAUUGGUGGCACUUUUACCAUUUCAAAUCUAGGAAUGUUUGGCAUUGACUAAUUUAUUGCUGUUAUUAAUCCACCUCAAGCAGCUAUUUUAGCAGUCGGAAAAACAAGUAAGAGAUUUGUUCCUGAUGAAAAUGGCUAACCUAAGGUUGAAAACUAAAUGGAUGUUACAUUAUCUUGUGAUCAUAGAGUAGUUGAUGGAGCUGUUGGUGCAUAAUGGUUACAAAGAUUUAAAUAUUAUAUUGAGGAUCCUAAUACAUUAUUGCUAUGA